Molecule: messenger RNA, 744 nt
Organism: Miscanthus lutarioriparius
Lineage: Eukaryota; Viridiplantae; Streptophyta; Magnoliopsida; Poales; Poaceae
Source: the annotation of a GenBank genome assembly
AUGGCCGACAAGGUAAACCAAUCGCCUCAGAAUUCUCGCUCGAUUCGCACCGAUUUUGGUGUUUGUUUCCAUGUCCGUGUGUAUGGCCCGGGGGUUUUAACGGGGUUCAUCGCCGCUCGUCGUGGCGCAGAAGGUGGUGUUGAAGCUGGACCUGCACGACAACAAGGACAAGCAGAAGGUGCUCAAGGCGGUCUCCACUCUCCACGGUACUUACUUCACAGUUCACUCCUCUCCUCUGCUCUGCUCUGCUUCCGUCCCCCCUCUCUUCCGUCACCGUCACGGAGGCCGCCGCCGGCACCAUCCGUGUCCUGCAGAACCGCGACCUGGAGGCUGGAGCGGGGGCAGGCUUUUCAGUUCGUAACGAGUGAGUUCAUGUCCGAUCGAAUUCUCAUCAUCUCUGACGGCCGCAACCCCACACGCGCAGGUAUCGACUCCGUCUCCGUGGACAUGAAGGAUUCCAAGCUGACGGUGAUCGGGCUGAUCGACCCCGUCGAUGUCGUAGCCAGGCUGCGCAAGGUCGGCUCCGCCGCCAUCGUCUCCGUCGGGCCAGCCAAGGAGGAGAAGAAGGACGACAAGAAGGGCGACAAGAAGGAGGACGACAAGAAGCAGGAGCAGGUCGUGUGGUACGGCCCGCCGCACCCGUGGUACGCCGCCGCGCAGCAGUCCCACUACCCCCACCCGUACCCGCCCCAGUACGUCGUCCACAGCGCCGAGGAGGACCCCAACUCCUGCGUCAUCUGCUGA